AUGUUUUCGUUUGCUUGUUCACGUCUUACGCUGACUUCCAUUCGGAUUUAUCUAUCCCAGACUCUUCGCAUCUAUCUAUCUAUCUAUCUAUCUAUCUAUCUAUCUAUCUAUCUAAGUAGGUUCAAAUCUAUCUAUCUAUCUAUCUAUCUAUCAUAUCUCCUGUUCCUAUCUAUCUAUCUAUCUAUCUAUCUAUCUAUCUAUCUAUCUAUCUAUCUAUCUAUCUGUUUUCUAUCUAUCGAUCAUUCUCAGCCUGUUCCUCUCAAUCUAUCUCUCUAUCUAUCUAUCUAUCUAUCUAUCUAUCUAUCUAUCUAUCUAUCUAUCUAUUUCUGUGUUCAUAUCUAUUUCUCAAUCUCACUAUCUAUAUGUCUCAGUGUGUUCAUAUCUAUGUAUCUUAGUCUGCCAUAUCUAUCUAUCUAUCUCAGUGUGUUCAUAUCUAUCUAUCUAUCUAUCUAUCUAUCAAUCUCACUAUCAAUCUAG
This is a messenger RNA of Acanthosepion pharaonis, 477 nucleotides long. Lineage: Eukaryota; Metazoa; Mollusca; Cephalopoda; Sepiida; Sepiidae. The record is from the annotation of a GenBank genome assembly.